Messenger RNA from Myodes glareolus (Bank vole), 1797 nucleotides. The record is from RefSeq and is a predicted model, not a curated record. Lineage: Eukaryota; Metazoa; Chordata; Mammalia; Rodentia; Cricetidae.
AGGCGCAGCUCCCAAGCACUGAUUUCCAAGCCCCACACACACGAAUAGCAAGGUUUUCACAGGAUAAUGUGUGAAUGUGGGAGCGCAGAGGCAGAGGGGAGCCAGCAGCCUGCACAGCAGCCGUGGCAAGCCGCCUUCAUCCCCCAGGCUCUCUGAACACGAUGUCCACACCUCCUGCCAGCAAUGGUGUAUUUGUCGUCAUCCCGCCCAGCAACGCCAGUGGCCUCCGUCCGCCUCCAGCCAUUCUGCCCACCUCCAUGUGCCAGCCUCCAGGGAUCAUGCAGUUCGAAGAGUCACCGCUGGGGGCGCAGGCGCCCAGGGCCACCCAACCACCUGACCUAAGACCAAUAGAGACCUUCUUGACCGGAGAGCCCAAAGCUUUAGGGACCGUGCAGAUCCUGAUUGGCCUCAUCCACCUUGGCUUCGGCAGCGUCCUGCUCAUGGUCCGACGAGGUCACCUGGGGAUGCUUUUCAUCGAAGGUGGCGUCCCCUUCUGGGGAGGAGCUUGCUUCAUCAUCUCUGGGUCCCUCUCGGUAGCAGCUGAGAAAAACCACACCAGUUGCCUGGUGAGGAGCAGUCUGGGAACCAACAUCCUCAGUGCCAUGGCAGCCUUCGCUGGGACAGCCAUUCUUCUCAUGGACUUUGGAGUCACUAACUGGGAUGUGGGCAGGGGCUACCUUGCUGUGUUGACCAUCUUCACCAUCCUGGAGUUCUUCAUCGCUGUCAUCGCCACCCACUUUGGGUGCCAAGCCACCCGUGCCCAAACUAAUGCGUCUGUGAUUUUUCUACCCAACGCCUUCGGCACGGACUUCACCAUCCCCAGCCCAGCAGUCUCUCCACCCCCUGCCUAUGACAAUGUGGCAUAUAUGCCCAAGGAGUCAUCGGAGUAGUAGAUCGCAGCUCCGCGUCUGCAGGACGGAGUCCAGGCUUCCCACUCUACCCAGAGUUCCUCCACCCUCACUUUAUUCGUUCUGAGGCAGCCCUUCCACAACCAGGCUCUCUAAGUCACAUACACUGUGUCACCGAGUGAUGUGUUCCACCAGUUUUCCAUGUCCUCCAAUAGUUUCUUUCUAAAAGAGACAAAAGACUAAUGUCCAGGGUGCCCAGCCCCGUCGCCUGACAUAGAUGUCCCCUGGGUCCCUCUGCGCUGCCCUCGGCUCAUCGUGGAAAAUCUUGACAUCACGGAGGUUUCACAGGCUUGCCUUCAAGAAGGUCAUUAAGCACCGAGAACUCAGAAUGUUCCAGAAGAGACUGGCUUUUCCGAGGCUCUGGUUUGACCACAGAGCGAAGCAGUGAACCUGACCUCCAGACUCCUGGCUCCCAAGACCAGCUCUGUUCUUGUCAUCUUCUGUUACAUCCUUGGGUUUUAGUUUUCCCAUCUGGAAACUUCAGUGCUGAACUACAUAAUCACAAAGCCAACCCAACACCUCUGGGCUCCCCGGGGUCCUUGGGUCUAAGCCAGGUAUUGCCCCCCCCCCCCAAGAACCUCCUUUUUCUUAUUUUUAGUAGGACUCUGGCCCUUUCUACAAGCUAGGACAGGAGGUUGCAGAGGAGAUUGACUGACUCUUGCACCGAGGUCACCAUCAACAGGUGCACGGGAAAGUCCCCUCACUAACCCUCCUGUAUCCAUACCCCACCCCUGCCUGAAAAGCAAGAGUGUCCCUGAGAGUUACCACGGGGACAGGGCUGGGUCCCCACAGGAAUAAAACAUCUUCAGCCCAGUGUUCAUAGGCCCUGGCAUAUGGCUUGUUUUGUCCAUACUGUGGAGAAAAAUAAACAGUAUGGCUUAGAUUUUGA